Messenger RNA from Rosa rugosa (rugosa rose), 684 nucleotides. RefSeq lists its product as uncharacterized. The coding region runs from base 97 to 462 and encodes 121 amino acids. The transcript has 2 exons. Gene Ontology annotation, biological process: innate immune response. The record is from RefSeq and is a predicted model, not a curated record. Lineage: Eukaryota; Viridiplantae; Streptophyta; Magnoliopsida; Rosales; Rosaceae.
UUAAGGGCGCCAUCAAUGAAUUAGGUGAAGCUCUUUCUCAUAGACUCAAAGAAGUAGAAGAAAAAGAGGAGGAGGAGGAAGAGGGGCAUUAUUGAAAUGGAGUACUCGAAAGUAACAGCUCUUGAUGAGGAGGAGAAGGUGACAGACAAGAGACCUUCAGUUUCCUAUCAUUACUUAUAUCCAUGCGAUUUCCUUGAAGAAGUACUAAGGGCCCUGUUCAAGUGUUUCGGUCUUGAUAACAAAUCACAGGCCUAUGAAGAACAAGAACCAGAGAAAACCACCGGAGCAAACCCAGAGACAAGCACUCCUUCAACCCCAGAACUACAAGUUGCAGAUCCAUCUGACCCAAAAGAAGCUGCUGAUCCUCCAUCUUCAACCUCAGUAACCACUGAAAUUGCUGCUGCAAGCACAAGGGUUGUAAGUCCACCAAUAGGUAGUGGUAGAGGACCGCAGAUUAACUAAUUAUUUUGAAAACUGAGAUCUCCUUACUAUGAAUCAACCUCGUUCUCUACUGGUCAACAAACUUAAUUAGCUUGUUACAUAUCUACAUAUUUACAAUCAAUGUAAAGUAGCUACCAUUGCGGGAACUAGGCAUAAUUGAUCUCUUAAUUUCCAGUUUCCACUUUCUUAAUUUUUGGAUUUCUCCGUGUUUCAAAGUUUGUAUAUCAGAGAUUGCAAUUGUUA